Messenger RNA from Phymastichus coffea, 4225 nucleotides. RefSeq names its product xanthine dehydrogenase-like. Lineage: Eukaryota; Metazoa; Arthropoda; Insecta; Hymenoptera; Eulophidae. The coding region runs from base 58 to 4032 and encodes 1324 amino acids. Gene Ontology annotation, molecular function: xanthine dehydrogenase activity; molybdopterin cofactor binding; iron ion binding. The record is from RefSeq and is a predicted model, not a curated record. The transcript has 24 exons.
UACUCUCAUCAACCAGAGAAUGUCACCAAUUUUUUAGUUUUUUAUGUUAAUGGAAAAAUGGUUGAAGAUAGCGAAGUUGACCCGGAAUGGACAUUAAUAUAUUAUUUACGUAAUAAGUUAGGAUUGACAGGAACUAAAUUAGGCUGCUCCGAAGGAAAUUGCGGAGCAUGCACAGUAAUGAUUUCGAGAUAUAAUCGGACACAGGAAAAAAUAAUUCAUUUUGCAGCCAAUGCAUGUUUGACACCUAUUUGUUCUGUACAUGGUAUGGCUAUUACUACUGUGGAAGGUAUUGGUAGCACCAGAUCAAAACUACAUCCGGUACAAGAACGAAUAGCUAAAUCUCAUGGGUCACAAUGUGGAUUUUGUACGCCAGGAAUUGUUAUGUCUAUGUAUGCUUUGCUAAGGAGUAAGGCUAUACCAACGAUAAAUGAUAUGGACAUUGCUUUUCAAGGAAAUUUAUGCAGAUGCACAGGAUACCGGCCUAUCAUAGAAGGGUUUAGAACUUUUAUUGAUAAAUCAAAAGAUUCUCAUGGCUUAAUGUUCAAAAACAAUGAAGACAUAAAAACAUGUGCCUUAGGAAAUGCUUGUUGUAAAAAAGUAUUCACUUCAGAACCCGUGGAAAUGUUCAAUUCUAAAGAAUUUUCAUUGUACGAUCCUUCUCAGGAGCUUAUUUUUCCUCCACAAUUACAAUUAUCACCAAAAUUAGAUGAUGAAUAUUUGAUCAUAAAAGGAAAAGAAGUUACGUGGUAUCGACCAACUAGUUUGAAACAGUUACUCAUUCUGAAAAACCAAUACAACAAUGCCAAAAUAGUAGUUGGUAACACUGAAGUCGGUGUUGAAGUGAAAGUGAAACAUUUUGCAUAUCCGAUUCUUAUUCAGCCUACUCAGAUACAAGAAUUAAGAGUACUAGAAGAAACAACUGGUGGAGUUAAAAUAGGAGCUUCAAUUCCGCUUACUGAAUUGGAAUCGUUUCUUCGAAACCAGAUCUGUACAAAACCCGAAUAUAUGACAAGAAUUUUCCGAAAUAUUGUCAAUAUGCUUCAUUGGUUUGCUGGUCUACAAGUACGAAAUGUUGCUUGCAUUGGAGGAAAUAUUAUGACAGGAAGUCCAAUAGCGGAUUUGAAUCCAAUCUUCAUGGCGGCUGGCAUAAAAAUGAACCUUUGUAGUAUUAAGAGAGGUUUUAGAAAUGUUAUAAUGGAUGAUAAAUUUUUCGUUGGAUAUCGACGUAAUAUCGUAGAUACAGAUGAAAUUUUGAUAGAUAUUGAGAUUCCCUAUAGCAAUCCGAAUCAAUAUUUUGUAUCAUAUAAACAAUCUAAAAGACGUGAUGACGAUAUAACUAUAGUAAACAUGGCUAUGAAUAUAUUUUUUAAACCACGUACAAACAUCGUUGAAAGGGCAUUUUUAUACUACGGAGGAUUGGCUCCUGUUACAACUAUGGCAAUAAAAACAUGCAAAAGUUUACAAGAUAUGGAUUGGACUCAAGAUGUACUAACUAAAGUAAUGGAUACUCUUGUGCAAGAACUUCCACUUUCGGGAGAUGCACCAGGUGGCAUGAUACUUUAUCGUCGAUCGUUAAGCCUAAGCUUAUUUUUUAAGGGUUUUAUAAGUAUUGCGAAACAAUUAGAAAAAAACUUGGCAAACGUAAUGGUUGUGCCGAAAGAACUGAAUUCAGCAGCUGAUGAUUUUCACUACAAACCUCCUAAAAGUUCUCAGUAUUAUCAGAUGGUUCCUAUUGAUCAACCGUCAAUUGACUUAAUUGGAAGACCAUUAGUCCAUGCAAGCGCUUUUAAGCAAGCUACUGGAGAAGCCAUUUACUGCGAUGACAUCCCUCGCAUAAAUGGCGAGCUGUAUUUAGCUCUCGUACUAUCUACUAAUGCUCAUGCUAGGAUAAUAGAAAUCGAUAAAUCUAAGGCCUUAGCACUAAAAGGGGUAGUGGCUUAUUUUGAUGCUAAUGAUAUACCGGAUUAUCGUAGACAAGUAGGACAUAUUAUUAAAGAUGAAGAGGUUUUCGUAUCUGAGGAAGUAACAUCUCACGGUCAGGUAGUUGCAGCUAUUAUUGCAACUCACCAGUCAAUCGCACAGAAAGCUGCAAGAAUGGUGAGAAUUGAUUAUGAAGAGAUACGACCACUCAUACUCACGAUUGAAGAUGCCAUAAAAGAAAAUUCAUUUUUCGAUGAUUGCACUCAAACAAUUAUUAAAGGAAAUGUAAACGAGGCUUUUGCAAUUUCUGAUCACGUGCUUGAAGGUGAAAUAAGAAUCGGCGGUCAAGAACAUUUUUAUUUAGAAACUCAAUGUACCAUUGCUGUACCAAAAGAAGAACAUGAAAUGGAAAUAUUUUGCGCAACUCAAGAUCCUUCAGGCACACAGAAUCUUAUUGCUCAUGUUUUAGGAAUACCCAUCAACAAAGUGGCUAUCCGCGUAAAGAGACUUGGUGGUGGUUUCGGUGGUAAAGAAUCAAGACAUAUGCUCGUUGCUCUUCCCGUCGCAUUUGCUGCUUAUAAAUUACAAAAACCGGUGAGAUGCACAUUGGAUAGGGAUGAAGAUAUGAUGAUAACAGGAACGAGGCAUCCAUUUUUAUUUAAAUACAAAGUUGGCUUCACAAACGAGGGAAUAAUAAAGGUUCUAGAAAUAUAUGUUUAUGCUAAUGCAGGGUGCUCUCUUGAUUUAUCCAAACCAGCUGUAUUUCGUGCUAUGACUCACGUGGAAAAUGCUUAUAAGAUACCAGUUAUUAAAGUUAUUGGUAAGUUAUGUAAAACAAAUUUACCGUCCAACACUGCAUUUCGUGGUUUCGGUGGACCCCAAGGAAUGUUUGCUGGUGAAACUAUAAUUAGACAUAUUGCUGAAUAUCUUCACAAAGACACAGUAAAGAUUUCUGAACUGAAUUUAUAUAAGGAAGGUGAUGUUACUCAUUAUAAUCAAAUUCUCGAAAACUGUACAUUACAACGUUGUUGGAAAGAAUGCUUAGCAUUUUCAAAUUAUCAAAAUAGAUUACAAGACAUUCAAAAAUAUAAUCAGGAAAACAGAUAUAAGAAAAAAGGAUUAGCUAUCAUUCCUACAAAAUUCGGAAUAGCUUUUGAAACUUUAUUUCUCAAUCAAGGUGGAGCGCUUGUUCACAUCUAUACAGAUGGAUCAGUACUUCUGACUCAUGGUGGUGUAGAAAUGGGUCAAGGAGUACAUACAAAAAUGAUUCAGAUAGCUAGUAGGAUCCUAAAAGUAAAUCCAGAUAAGAUUUGUAUAACUGAAACUGCUACUGACAAAGUUCCAAAUACUAUUGCUACGGCUGGAAGUACUGGAUCUGAUUUAAAUGGAAUGGCAAUAAUGAAUGCUUGCAAUGAAAUAAUGAAUAGAAUAAAAUACAUAAUUGAAGCUAAUCCAGAUGGUUCUUGGGAAAGUUGGGUUGAAAAGGCGUAUUUUGAUCGAGUUAGUCUUUCAGCUACUGGAUUCUAUCGUACACCUGAUAUUGGAUACGACAUUAAUACCAAUUCCGGUAUCUUGUUCAACUAUUAUACGUAUGGAGUAGCCUGCAGUGAGGUUCAAGUUGAUUGCCUUACGGGAGAUCAUCAGGUUUUGAAAACAGAUAUUGUAAUGGAUUUAGGAGAAAGCUUAAAUCCCGCAAUUGAUAUUGGACAAAUUGAAGGAGCGUUUAUACAAGGAUAUGGACUCUUUACAAUGGAAGAAAUGAUCUACUCCCCAACAGGAAUAGUUUUCAGUCGCGGUCCAGGCGUUUACAAAAUUCCUGGAUUCGCUGAUAUUCCACAAGAGUUCAAUGUUUCUUUACUUAAGGGUACUUCUAACCCUAGAGCGGUGUAUUCUUCCAAGGCUGUUGGAGAACCGCCGUUGUUUCUAUCAUCUUCUAUAUUUUUUGCUAUACGAGAAGCAAUUAAAGCAGCACGAUCAGAUAUGAAUGUUGAAGGAUAUUUUAGACUAGAUUCUCCAGCAACUGUUGCUCGAAUACGUCUGGCAUGUACAGAUGAUUUCACGAAAAAGAUAGGAAAUGGUGAUGGAAAAAAGCCAUGGAAUAUAACGCCGUAAUUGAUACUAUAUCACAGAAACGUAAUAUAAGUUUCUUUAAUGCAUAACUUAUGACUUAAUAAACAUGUCAUAAAUGUAAAAUUUGAACAAAUUUAGGAAGAGCUUUUAAAGUUGCAUCUAUUUAUGAAUGACAAAUGAGUAUAUAUUUAUAUAAUAUUGCAUUACUUGUUAAAUUAUUUAAUCUAAAAUUAAU